AGGUAUCACCUUACCGCCUCCUCUGGGCAAACGAGACCUGAGUCCAAGCAGGGCUUGCCGCGUGAUCUCCAUCUGCCCCGCUCGUGCAAUCCCGGCGCUGCCUCCUCCGGGGCUGAUUGGAAGCAGGUGUGCGGCCCCGUCCCGUCCCGUCCGCAGGGAGCCUGGGAUCCCGGCCACCUGCGACGGGCUGGAGCUAGGACCCAGGCAGGACGGGGCGGCCUCAGAUAUAAAUAGGGGAGGCCUGGCAGGACGGCCGAGGAGGAGCUUUACAUCACCGCUCCCCACCCAGGGCGGGAGCCCUCGCCGCCCAUCGUAAACUUGAGCCGGAGCAGGAGGAGCUCGCUCGCGAGCAGCCAUCCGAGGGACAGGCUCCAGCCGCCGCCAGGAGCUCUCCGGGGAGGGUCGCUGGCUCCCCACCUCGAGAGGAAGGAGGACAGCCCAGCCCACACCCGGAGGAGACGCACGCAGGCUCCUGAGACACAAAGGAAGCCCCGAGGCCACGCACGGCCCCCGCCCGGCACGCGGUGACGGCUCGUGUCCUGCCACUGCACGACUGGGACGUGGGUCCCUGCCCGCGUGUGCUCCGCGGCGGGCCCUCCCCGCCAUGAGCCUGCGGGUCACCCGGGUCACCCGAGAAGGCCCAGCUCUGGGACAAGCAGGGGACGCCCGUUAACCCCCGCGACGGCCGCCGAGCCUGGCAGACGCGGAGGAGACGAAGCCUUCUCCUCCCCGGAGCCUGCGCACAUGCCGGGCCCCCAGGGAGGCGGGAGGUGAGGAGGACGCUCGCGCCUCCGGCCCCUCGGACCACGCGUGGGCCGCGCCCGCCGCCGGCGCCAUGGGGCAGCUGCUGGCCCAAUGCUGCUGGUGCUGCUGGCUGCUGCUGCUGCUGCUCGGCCGCGGCUUGCAGGUGCGGGGAGCCCACUCCCGAUCGCAAGACCACCCAGGGUUUGAGGUCCUGGCUUCUGCCUCCCAUUACUGGCCGCUGGAGAGCGUGGACGGGAUCCGCGAGCUGCAGGACACCACCGGAGCGUUGCGAACCCACAACCUCACUGUGCCCCCUCCCCAUAACUCUACCUUUGUGCACACCAACGACUCUGCCUACUCCAACCUCUCUGCGACGUAGGUGAACAUCGUGGAGGGCCGGGUCAACAAAGGCAUCUACCUCAAGGAGGAGAAGGGGGUCACGCUCCUCUACUACGGCAGGUUCCAGAGCUCCUGCCUCAGCAACCCUGCGCGCUGCGGCCCCGAGGGGGUCACGUUCUCCUUCUUCUGGAAGAUGCAAGGGGAGCAGUCCAGACCGGUCCCUUCCGCGUACGGCGGGCAGGUCAUUUCCGACGGCUUCAAGGUCGGCUCCAGCGGCGGCCGGGGCUCCGUGGAGCUGUACACGCGGGACAACUCCAAGACGUGGGAGGCCACCUUCAGCCCGCCCGGUGAGUGGCGGCCUCCGCCCCUGAGCGCGGCCCCCAGGGGCGAGUGUCCGCUCUGGGCGCCGUGCGUGCGUCCCGGGAGCCGCCUGUCCAGUCUCCCGCGGGCUGGUUGCCCGGGUCGCUUGUUUCCCCGCUGCGGGGUUGUGAGAGUCCUUCGUGUGUUCCGGGCAGCGGCCCCCUCGUCACACGGCUGUGGCAGUGUCUCCUCCCGGGCUGUGGCGUGGCUCCUUCUACUGACAGUCACCUCGGACCCCAGCGGGAAGGUGUCGCACGCCUACGGGGACCCGGGCGCCAGCCUGGUGCUAGGGUCGGCGCAGGACGGGGCCCGGCGCUACGAGAACGGGGCGUUCGACGAGUUCAUCAUCUGGGAGCGCGCCCUGACGCCUGACGAGGUCGCCAUGUACUUCACCGCGGCCGUGGGAAAGCAUGUUCUGCCUCUGUCCACCCCGCCGAGCCUCGGCGUGACCCCUGCAGCGAGCACCGCGGUGCCCACCGACGCCUACCGCCCCAUCAUAACCAACCUCACGGAAGAGAGGAGAAACUUCCAGAGCCCCGGCACCGUGCUGAGUUACCUUCAGAACCUGUCCCUCAGUUUACCCAACAAAUCUCUGUCGGAGGACACGGCGCAGAAUCUCACGGAGGUGAGCCUCAGGGCACCGGGCGGGGGACUCACGGCCCCCCACUUGUGUCGUUUGCAGGACAGCAGAGUGGCGCUGGGCUUGGUGGCCACCGUCGACACCGUCAUGGGCCACGUAGCGUCCAACCUGCGGGCCAGCCGGCCCCGGGCCGCCAUCGAGGGCUCCUCCUCCGUGGCGGAGUUCUCCGUGGCCAGCGCCCUCCCCGGGGCCGCGAACGUCUCCCGCUACCGCUUCCCGGCGCGGGGCCCGAGCUACAUCGAGAUCCCGCAGGAGGCCUUCCGCGGCCGCGCCUGGGCCACCAUCGUGGGGCUUCUCUACCACUCCGUGCACCGCGCGCUGCACGGCAUCCCGCCCGCCAGCACCAGGAUCGCGGAGGCUGCCGCACGCUGCAAGGGCUGCCCGCUGUCAGCCGCCAGCCCGCUGAUCUCCCUGGAGGUGUCCCCGCCGCCCGCGCUCGCCCGGAACCUGUCGGGGUCCCCACUCGUCUCCGUCCGGCUCAGGCACACGCUGACUCGCAAGCAGCACAGUGAGGCCACGGACGGGAGCAGCCGCGUCUUCCUGUACUGCGCCUUCCUGGACUUCAGCUCCGGGGAAGGCGUCUGGUCAGACCAGGGCUGUGCGCGGGUCGCGGGGAACCUCAGCUACUCCAGCUGCCGCUGCACGCACCUCACCAACUUCGCCAUCCUCAUGCAGGUGGUCCCGCUGCAGCUCGCACGCGGACACCAGGUGGCGCUGUCCUCCAUCAGCUACGUGGGCUGCUCCGUGUCCGUGCUCUGCCUGGCGGCCACGCUGGCCACCUUCGCCGUGCUGUCCUCCGUGAGCACCAUCAGGAACCAGCGGUACCACAUCCACGCCAACCUGUCCUGUGCGGUGCUGCUGGCCCAGGUGCUGCUGCUCGCCAGCUUCCGCCUCGAGCCGGGCACGACGCUGUGCCGGGUGAUGGCGGCGCUGCUGCACUACUUCUUCCUCAGCUCCUUCGCCUGGAUGCUGGUGGAGGGGCUGCACCUGUACAGCAUGGUGAUCAAGGUCUUCGGGUCCGAGGACAGCAAGCAUCUCUACUACUACGGGAUCGGAUGGGGUUUUCCUCUCCUGAUCUGCAUCGUUUCCAUGUCAUCGGCCAUGGACGGUUACGGGACAAGUGACAACUGCUGGCUGUCCCUGCGGAGUGGUGCCAUCUGGGCCUUCGUCGCCCCCGCCCUGUCCGUCAUCGUGGUCAACAUCGGCAUCCUGGUCGCCGUGACCAGGGUCAUCUCGCAGAUCAGCGCCGACAACUACAAGAUCCACGGAGACCCCAGCGCCUUCAAGCUGACGGCGAAGGCGGUGGCCGUGCUGCUGCCUAUCCUGGGCACCUCGUGGGUCUUUGGCGUCCUCGCCGUCAACGACCGGGCCCUGGUCUUCCAGUACCUGUUUGCCACACUCAACUCCUUGCAGGGACUGUUCAUCUUCCUCUUCCACUGUCUCCUGAAUUCAGAGGUGAGAGCCGCUUCAAGACAAAACAAGUCCUGUGCCUCCGGCCGGAUCGAGCUGCACAGCCUCUGCUCGCGGCCCAGUUCCCAGUCCUGGACUUGCGUUGAGUCUGGGGGACGGAGGCUGACAGUGAACGGGACCCGGCCGGGCAUGGCCCCCACCAAGCUCAGCCCCUGGGACAAGAGCAGCCACUCCGCCCACCGCGUGGACCUGUCUGCGGACAAAAUCGCACCCGCCUCCCCCCGGCCCCCUCUCCUCACUGCCGUCUGGACGCGGGGUGGUGGCCCCGAGCCGGCGUCCUCACCUGCACCUCCGUGUGAGCCGGCCCAGGCCAGCGUGGGCAGCGUGGCCCCCCCCGCGGGCUUUUGCGCUUUGCCCCAACGGGGGGACCCCCCCUUACCUCAGGCCCAGAGCUCUCUGCACUUACGUGGGGUUCGAGUUUUCCUCCUGGGGCGGGGUCUCCACUCCUCACCCCUCUGUACUCCGCAGGUGAACGGGACCCGGCCGGGCAUGGCCUCCACCAAGCUCAGCCCCUGGGACAAGAGCAGCCACUCCGCCCACCGCGUGGACCUGUCCGCGGUGUGAGCCGAGGGCCAAGCACCAGCCAGGCCUGCCACUCGCACGGCCCCUCCCUGGCAGGACAAAACCGCACCCGCCUCCCCCCGCCCCCUCUCCUCACUGCUGUCUGGACGCGGGGUGGUGGCCCCGAGCCGGCGUCCUCACCUGCACCUCCGUGUGAGCCGGCCCAGGCCAGCGUGGGCAGCGUGGCCCCCCCCCUCGGGCUGUGAGACUGCAGUGACUGCCCUCUGGGGUCCCGGGCUGUGCAGUGGCCGCGUGACGCUGUGUGUGAGCCUCCCCGGGACCCAGCGGGGCACGAGCUCUGGGAGGGGAAGCUCUGCCUCAGCCCCUUCGUGGGGACUGGGGGCCACAGAGGUGGUUAAGGUCCCCAGGCAGGGUCCCCUGGAGGGCCAGGUGCAGGCAGCUGGGGGCGAGUGGGGCAAGUGGGGAGGAGCCUCCCAAUCUGCAGGGUUGACCCAACAAGAAGCCGGUGCCAGGGACGAGCGUGUCUGUCCACGGGGACGCGGCUAUGUGGGCCGGCCUUGGUACCGGGUGCCAGCUGGGGCAUGACCGGGGUCAGGGAGAGCUGCAGGCCACAGUCACUGGCGGUCCCCAUGGGUGUGACAUGGCGUGACCAGCACCUGUGUGAGGAACCGGGGGGACCCCGGCCGGCAGCCUGGGCUCCGAGGCCACCUGGGGAUGCCACUGCCUUGGGGGCUUCUCAGCUCCCCCUCAUGAGUUUUGACUGGGGCCCAAGGCCACCUGGAGUGGAGGGUCCCUCCGUCCCAGCACAGCUGCCCUGCUGCUUGCAGCCCAGGCGGCCUCCCGCCAGGGCCUCUUCCUGUGUCUUUAUCUCUCGGGUUCCAAGUCUUCCCUUCCCCUGGGGUGGGUGUCUUUCUCGUUCCCAGUGAGCAGAGCAUGUAGUGGCAGCGCGGUGGCUGUUUCAUGUGGCUGCAAAGGCAGACCGGGCCGCGGUCGAGGCCACUUGGGUCCCACGUGGCAGGGCCGCCCCGAGUCCCCACGGAUGGGGAGGGAGGUGACGACGCUGAGCCUUCUGUGUGGAUGUCGACGUAUGGACUCGGACUCGGCCCCCAGCACGCGGGGUGACUGCCGCAGCUCUGGUGGGCCGGGCCCCGUGGAACCCGAGGGUCUGGGCGCAGAGAUGUGAAUAAAGGCCCCGCGGGAGUGUUGGGAGACGCCGUGAGCAUACUGUGACCACCGCACCAGCCGUGUUUGUGCAAGGUGCAGAUAGGACACUCAGACCUGUUUUUGAUGCUGGAAAAUCUUUAAAACUGUGACCGUGAUGUCCGUAGGCCCCUCCCCCCACGUGGCUGCUUCCUUUCGGAGCGAGUUUUCCACGAGCUCUGUGGCCCCCGGCUCAGCCCCGACCCCCAAGUGUGACAGCCGUCCGCAGGCCCCCCACCCCGCCAUGGUGGGGACGUGGGCAGCUCGCCUGGGCGGGUCGGGUCCCACGAGUCGUGGCCCUGCCCCGUGGCCGGGCUGUGUGUCCCGGGCCACCGCAGCGCCCGCAAGUUCACUGAGGCGUCCCUGUGUGCUUAGCCUGCGCGUGGCCACCGCUCCGGGUUCGCCCUCGGCCCCACACGCCAGGUCACGGGGACUCAGACCCCCGUCACGCCCCCGAGAAGCGAGAACACUGUAUUCCUGCGGCGUACACGCGGGUUCCUUCCUGGUGCAGUUUCUGCCGAGGCGAGUCCACUCGGGGUCUGUGUUCCAGACGGACCUCCGUGUGUGUCACCGUCACCUCCCUCUCUCCCCCUAGAUAAUAUGUCAGAGAAGCAACGAACAAAACCCGUCUGAGCCCUUCGUUUCCAGUGAAUGCGAGUCGGCACUUUAUUUAUAGGCUGUGUAUUUUGGCUUCCGUAGUACUUUAUUAUCUGCACGUAAUUUGGCCCCAAAUAAGAAAUCGGGAAGAGUCGUGUGUGAAAGUAGUGUGUAGUACACGAAGGGUGAUGAAUGCCACUUUGUAGUGAAAAUAUGUUGCGGUUUUAUGAAAUAAAAUCUUAUUGUCCUUAAAAUAAAGUGUGGUCUUUAAAA
Molecule: messenger RNA, 6145 nt
Organism: Microcebus murinus (gray mouse lemur)
Lineage: Eukaryota; Metazoa; Chordata; Mammalia; Primates; Cheirogaleidae
Source: RefSeq, a predicted model, not a curated record